Oncorhynchus kisutch (coho salmon) is the source of this 1966-nucleotide messenger RNA. RefSeq names its product EF-hand calcium-binding domain-containing protein 4B-like. Gene Ontology annotation, molecular function: calcium ion binding. The record is from RefSeq and is a predicted model, not a curated record. The transcript is spliced from 5 exons. NCBI's taxonomy places the organism in Eukaryota, Metazoa, Chordata, Actinopteri, Salmoniformes, Salmonidae. Bases 638 to 1438 code for a protein of 266 amino acids.
GUGGUGAUUAUUAGUGAGAACUCAAACCUAAAUCCCCUCAGGCGACUGCCCCAUGACAUCACAUGGUAUGCGAAUUACUUUUCAAAGCGUCGUUUGAGAGGCAAGAACUUUCUAAAUAGGAAGUGCGAUCAUCGCUUUCUUUAUUUUGGUCCACGUUGAAAGUUUCAGGGCUAAUAUCUUAAUCUUUUGGAUGUAAAAAGGAACCUGGGAACAAAACAGACCAUUUACUGAGAUAUGAAAACUCCUAGACAGACCAUUUACUGAGAUAUGAAAACUCCUAGACAGACCAUUUACUGAGAUAUGAAAACUCCUAGACAGACCAUUUACUGAGAUAUGAAAACUCCUAGACAGACCAUUUACUGAGAUAUGAAAACUCCUAGACAGACCAUUUACUGAGAUAUGAAAACUCCUAGACAGACCAUUUACUGAGAUAUGAAAACUCCUAGACAGACCAUUUACUGAGAUAUGAAAACUCCUAGACAGACCAUUUACUGAGAUAUGAAAACUCUUAGACAGACCAUUACUGAGAUAUGAAAACUCUUAGACAGUCUCUGUGGCCUCAUCACUACUGACUUGUGGUGCCUGGUCUCAUCGCUCACCAUGACCCAAACCGGCCAGGCCGAGGAGUGAGACAGCCAUGUCUGAUUCUACCUUGUUCAGAGCCACCAGAAUACUCUGCAGAAGUAUAUCUAGUGACAUGGAGGAGUCUGAGGCCAAGGGCAGAGGAGGAGCUGUCCCCAUGAGGAAGAGUUCAGACAGGAGGGGUUCUGACUGGGGAAGCAUCGCCAUGCUGGAUAAGACCAAGGAAUUCUUCCAGACCUGCGAUGUGGAGGGCAAAGGCUUCAUCACACGCACCGAUAUGAGGAGGCUUCACAGAGAACUACCCCUCACUGCUGAAGAACUGGAUAAUGUCUUUGACUCCCUGAACACUGACCAGAACGGCUACCUCACCCUCGAAGUGUUCUCAUCAGGAUUCAGUCAGUUCCUGCACAGCCGGAGGAUCUCUGUAGCCGAGGACGCAGCACCCGCCCUCCCCACUUCUAGGAAGCCCUCAGAAGCCCUGUACCAGAGCCAAUGGGAUGAGAGGUUGACUGGAGGGUGGGAGGAUGAGGAGGAGAGUCACUUCUGUAUGCUGCUGGAGAGCCUAGGGGCCAGCAACGUGUUCCAGGAUCCAGGCGAGGUGCGCAGCUUGUGGGCCCAGCUGAGGAGGGACGAGCCUCACCUCCUGUCAAACUUUGAGGAAUUCCUGGCCAGAGUCACCUUCCAGAUCAAAGAGGCCAAAGAGGAGAGGAGGGAGAUGGAGAGCGCCCUCCAGAGGUUGGAGACCACAAGUACCUCCUCUCUUUGUUGUCACUGCUACUCCCUGGGCCAGUUUACCGGACACAGAUUAAGCCUAGUCCCAGACUACAAAGCAUUGCCAAGGGAGAAUCUCUUUUGAAAGUGCUUUUUAGUCCAGGACAAAACUUGAUCUGUGUCUGAGAAACUGUCCCUUUGGCAUUUAGGUAUGAUUAUGUGAUCAUUAUGUGUGAUAUCUUCACUGUGACUGUUUAGUGGACUGCAACCACAGCCAUUUAAACCACAAUACUAACAGCUUGCAGCUUUGUAAAUGCAUGUCCAGUAUGUCUUCGGCUUCUCGAUUGCAGCUCAUCAGAGUGUAAUUAUUCAGUUCAAACAGCAGUCAUUGAUUCAUAGAACUGACAAUAGCUUGUUCAGUUCCAACCCAUGUGAUAGAUCUAUGGUCUAUUUUGCUAUAGAGGUCUGUUUGUGUACCAGAUUGUAGAACAAAUAACGUUUGAUUCAGGAUUCUAUCCCAUUGAAAGUCGUCCUUUUACAUGCAAGUAGUUAACAGCUUCAAAAGGUUGAUACAGGCCUUCAGUGAAUGAACACAGCGAGGUUCUAUCAAGUCAACUACUCCAGACAUAAAUUCCAUAUUACUCGUUGAACCUGUUUUUUUUUUCAUAUUUAA